This is a messenger RNA of Temnothorax curvispinosus, 1023 nucleotides long. RefSeq lists its product as uncharacterized. Lineage: Eukaryota; Metazoa; Arthropoda; Insecta; Hymenoptera; Formicidae. The record is from RefSeq and is a predicted model, not a curated record. The transcript has a single exon. Bases 1 to 1023 code for a protein of 340 amino acids.
AUGGCCAAACGAUUGAUUCAGCAACUCUGGAUGCUCAAAGUGGAGUGGGACGACAGGCCUCCCUCAGAGAUAUGUUCUAAAUGGGAAAGAUACAAGUCGGAGCUCUCCGCGUUAGCCUCCAUUCGUAUACCUCGUACUAUCGCGGUCGUAAAUAACGUAGUCAGGCGAGAAAUCCACGGAUUUUAUGACGCGAACGAGCAGGGCUACGGAGCCAUUGUAUAUAUUAGACUCGUCACCGAGAAUGGGGUGAUAAUCCGCAUGCUCAUCGCUAAAUCAAAGGUGGCCCCACUCAAGGCCUUCACCUUACCGAGACUCGAACUUUUCGCGGCGGUCCUGCUGUCAGAUUUGUUGGAGUAUGUCGAGAAAAUUCUCCGACCUAAAGUUGCCGUCGACGACACAUACGCCUGGUCGGAUUCUGAGGUUACCCUCGCGUGGAUACGCUCGGCUCCGCACCGUUGGAAGACGUUCGUGCGUAAUCGUGUCGCACGCAUCCAGUCCAACACUAACAUUUCCUGCUGGAAACAUGUCGAUACCAAAUCUAACCCCGUUGAUUGCUGCUCAAGGGGCUUGUUCCCCCAGGAACUAGUCGACCACCCGCUGUGGUGGACCGGUCCUGCGUGGCUUGUCGAAUUCGAACCCACUCAAGAAACGACAUUGGAAGCUGAGGAUCUUCCCGAGGAGGAAGAAAAUUCUCGCGCCUUCGCGUCCACAAAUCCUGCUGAUGAGGUAGAUUCCAUUACCGUUGUCGAUUCGCUUCUCGAUCGCUUCUCGUCGUUAGAUAAACUCGUCAGAGUGUUCGCGUAUUGUCUCCGAUUCGUUGCCAAAAUUAGAUCAAACGCGCUCACUCUCGUCGUGGAUCAAAUCGAAUUUUACUCGACCUUGUUAUACCUCGUCAAAUUUGUACAAUCUCGUUGUUUCGCAGAGGAUAUCGGUAGCUUAAGACGCAAUCAAAGUUGCUCCAAACCUCUGCGAAAACUCGCCCCCUUCUUGGAUGCGGAGUCCUCAGGGUGGGCGGCAGGCUGA